UCUAAAGUCCAGGUGGUCCAAAAUGCGUAAAAACGCAGCGUAAAAAAGAGGCAAAACACUCACGAGACACACCACCUCGCCGCAGCUCUCUGUUGUUGAGCUGAUUUCAGAGGAGAGAGGAGGAAAAGUACAGCUUUUGGAUUUGCAGCGGGAGGAAGACCCGAAACAAUUGGACGCGUUGCGGUGGUGCUGCGCUGCGACAAAAACCAGAAAAAAACAACAACAAAAAAACUGAACUGAGCGGGGUAAACUUUUUCUCUGUUGUGCCGAAUUCGACAGUUGCCUUACCUGGAAAUUUUUAGGCUACUCUUGUCAGCGACAAGUGGAGAUAUGUUCAAGAAAACCAAGAGUAAAGUACUGGUGGAUUAUGCGUCAGAGGAAGACGACAUGUCCUGGCAUUAUCAUCACUCCUACAAGGACAAAGACCUGGGAGAGGAAGAGGAGGAGGACGCUGGCACUGCGUUAGCCAAGGAGGCAAAGGUGAAAAAGAUGAUGUCAAAGAAGGAGAAGAAGGAGAAAAAGAUGCUGUCCUCUAAGGAUGACGAGCAUUUGUUGCUGUCUGGGGUGAAGGUGGCAGAGCGCAAAGUGUCCAACAAAAAGCUCAAGGAAGGUGAGAAGGAGAAGAAGGACAAGCCGGAAAAGGGGCACUGUUUCUGGGACAAUGUUACGAUGACGAUGAGGCAAAUCUCGCCUGCCAAAAAACUGGAGAAGAUGGAGGGCUGGGAGCCUCCACGGCUGGCAAUUGUUUCUGAGAUUGUGCCUGAUGAAGCCCUCAUUGAGAACAGUCAGAACGGGGAGUCGGCAUUGUCCCUUCCUCCCGACUCCUUAAGCGUUCCCUUGGAAAUUCCUUCAUGGGGUGGCCAGGGGUUUGAGGAGGACUCCUCUCGCUAUGCCAACCUGACGGACUCCAAUGACCGAGCAGCUGCAGUGAGGUGGACGUCCCGUGCCAAGGUCAAGCUGGCUGGCAUCAGCAGAAUGAGCAGAGGGAUCGCGUCAGAGAGCCCAUGGGCAGGAUUUAAACAGUAGCAUUGUUAUGCUCAGUAGACAAUUUGUUCCAGAUUUCUGCCUCUUUCUAGUCUUACUCCAGAAGGAAAAUGUAAUGUUAGAGACUGUCACACAAGAAAAUUAAAGAGGCAGUGCCUUAAAUUGCUCUACCAGUAGUGGCCAGUAGAUGCCAGGAUUUCUUAUUUUCCUACUUGUGUCUAUUGAGAUCAUUAAAGGGCAUACAGUGGACCUCCCGCCUCUCUCCCCGCUAUUCAAGGAUGUUUUCUGCCGGCGAAUACUCAAAAACGCUUAUAACUGCCUUUUUUAACAGUUCAAACACAAAAUAUAUCUUAAUAUGCAUUAAUGUGCACAGUGGAAACCAUCCUAGCACUACUACAGAGGCCAACAUCUACAAUUUUCAGCAAAUACUGAACCACGAAUAGUUGGGGGUCCACUGUAUAUCAUAAUUUUUUACAACUUUUCCUUUUUAAUUUUGUUCGUGUCUGUAUGUGAUGAAAGUUAUUUCCAUAGCUGAAAUCAGAAGUAAUUAAUUAAAAUCAGUAAGAAUAAAGGAACCGAGCAGAAGGCUAAGAAUGCACGUACAUCUGGAGGGUCAUCAUCCAGAUGUUGGACUGCCUGUCUGUUGUAGAGAAGUAUAGCUUAAAAAGUUGGGGUUUUUUUGUAUCAUAAAAUACUUAAAAAAAACAAUAGAAAUCCAAACUGUGAUUUAUUCGUGGUUCAUACUUUCAAUAUUUGUAGAUUUUCUGUUUCUCUAAUGUGGUAUUGUCCUUUAACAUUUCCCCAAAAUGGUAAGUUAAUUUCACUACAAGACAUUUUAGUCAUUAAUCGCUUUAUUCCUUCAUUUUGAGCAGUGUGGUGUUGGUUCUUCAAGAGGGACAUGAUGGUUACAGCAAAAAAACAAAACAAAAAAAAACAAACUCCAACUUAGCUAGCAAUCUGUUGUUAAUGGCAUCAUAUUGCCAGGAAGCUACUCUAAUCCUUAAAUAUUACAUGUAAGGUUUUUAGGUUUGAAGAAAAUGAGUUUUUUUUUUAAAGUGAAUCACUAUCAAAUGCUAAAUCUGUUGAAAUGAAAGCCUUCACAUACUGUAAAAUUUCCGUUUUCUUUUCUGGAAUGCGCAAUUUUUGCCAACGGGCGAGAAGAUCUUUUCUCGCUCCAACGAGACAAUCAAAUAUUAUGCAAGCUUGUUGUACUACUGAGAGUUUAUGUAGCUAGUUUUUACAUCCUUUCUUUACAAAUGCGGCACCCUGAAACUGUCUGAAGCCUUAAUUUAAAAGCUCAGAAAUGGGUUGUGCAAUCAUAAAAAAAACAUAUUUUGAAACAACAGUGUGUGUGUCUUUGAAGUUAAGCAAAUCAACUAUGUCAAAGGUGGUUGAAUAUAUUUUCUCAUCUCAAGUUCUGGAGCUGUAUUAGAGGUAGAGGUCACACCACUAUUGAUUACACAAUGUUCCCCUCACAGUAUGGAUAAAGUUGUUCUUUCC
Xiphophorus couchianus (Monterrey platyfish) is the source of this 2484-nucleotide messenger RNA. Its product is annotated as testis development-related protein. Gene Ontology annotation, biological process: spermatogenesis. Gene Ontology annotation, cellular component: nucleus; cytosol. Lineage: Eukaryota; Metazoa; Chordata; Actinopteri; Cyprinodontiformes; Poeciliidae. The record is from RefSeq and is a predicted model, not a curated record. The coding region runs from base 331 to 1026 and encodes 231 amino acids. The transcript is spliced from 4 exons.